Messenger RNA from Parascedosporium putredinis, 552 nucleotides. The record is from the annotation of a GenBank genome assembly. Lineage: Eukaryota; Fungi; Ascomycota; Sordariomycetes; Microascales; Microascaceae.
AUGUCGAGCCAGAAUAUCGCCACCUACAACGACUGCGUCGCGUCUCUUCGCGCGUCGCUCAACUUUCUCGAGUCCUCCGUCGAGACCCUGGGCAACGGCGUCGCCGACUUCCCCGCCUGGGCACCAUUCUCAAGACAGUCCGCGUACGUCCUCAUGCCUAUUCUCUUCUUCCCCCAUCACUACGAACUCAUCCCCCAACCAACCCUCGCCGCAGCCGAAGCCUCCCUCCGCGACGAAAUCGGCCCCUACAUCGCCCUCCUCCUCGACCGCGCCGACCGCCAGCUCCAGCGCCGCGAGCGCCGCGUCGAAACCCUCAAAGCCCGCGCCGAGCUCCAGCACGGCCGUCUCGCCGAGAGUCGCUCCACCCCCGCCUCCGCCACCGCAUCUUCCGCCGCCUCUGCCCGCAGCGCCGGGAGGAAGCUCGCCGGCGAAGAGAAGCUACGCGCCCGCGUCGUCAGGCAGAAGAAGGAGGCCCUCAAGUAUAGCGUCGAGAGACUGGAGCUCGAGGUUCUGCAAAAGGAGAGGGAGCUGAGGAAGAGGCUGGAUAGCUGA